Chilo suppressalis (striped riceborer) is the source of this 2277-nucleotide messenger RNA. NCBI's taxonomy places the organism in Eukaryota, Metazoa, Arthropoda, Insecta, Lepidoptera, Crambidae. The record is from the annotation of a GenBank genome assembly.
CGUGUUUGCAUUUUAUUGAUAAAGUCAGUCGCCGCGUAGUGCCCAGUCGUGGCAGAAGUGCACUGUGUAGAGUCGGGUUUUUUUAGCGGCUGGUUUAUUUACCUACAAUAAUAUUAUUCUAUGUAACAUAGUGCAUAAGUUCUAUGUGAUAAAGAAAUGAUCAAAACACAUAAGAAACUUUCAUAAGUUGAAUUUUUCUAUUUAUUGUUAUUUUAUAUCGUUUUGAAAAAAAAACGCGCGUUCGAUACAAUGGAAAAACGAAAAAGAAUAGUGCAGUACAUGGUAGCUGCAGCCGUAUCGUUGGCAUCGAUGACCUUAGGAGCGAUCUCUACUUGGCCAACGCCGGUCAUAGCGAAGUUCCAUGCCAACGAAACGAAUGAACACAUUUCAGAUAAAGAGAUAUCAUGGAUGUUGGCAAUGUCAUCCCCCGGGUUCAUAGCAGGGAGUGUAGCGACCCGCUAUAUAUCAGACGCCUAUGGGAGGCGAACUACUGUACUCGGAAGCUCGAUCCCCAUGGUUCUGGGCACAAUACUAGUACUAUUUUCACUGAAGGCAUGGGCACUUUACAUGGCAAGGUUCCUGUGGGGUUGGGGCACCGGAAUGAUUGGAACGGUGGUCUCGAUGUACUUGGCAGAAAUAGCAGACAAGGAUUUAAGAGGCACCCUUUCUGUUGGCACUAGGUUCAUGUUUAACUUCGGCACUCUCCUCGUGAUAUCAAUCGGCCCUUUUCUGUCGUACACGGUCUUAAAUCUGUCUCUUCUGGUACUGCCACUGGUGUAUUUUAUUGCCUGCUGCUGGAUACCGGAGUCACCGUACUAUUACCUGAAGGAAGGGAGAGUGGAAGAAGCCCGAAGAGUGUUGUCCAAACUAAGGAGUUAUAAGGAUAGCAAGGCUGUGGAGGAUGAAUUGAUGGUGAUGAAGUCGUCAGUGAGCACCGAAAUGAAGCGUGACAGCUCGGUGAAGGAACUACUGACCGGUGACCGGUAUCGGAAGGCUGUAGUUAUCUCCGCUGGCCUCAAGCUGACUCAGAUCAUGACGGGCGUGAUGACAGUGCAGCAGUACCUCGGCCGCAUCAUGCAGGACACUCAGACAGACAUCAAGCUUUCCACUGUGUUCAUCAUCUUUGGCGCAGUCAGGUUCCUCAUAGGUAUAAUGUCAUCGGUCCUGGUGGACCGUGUCGGAAGGAGAACACUUCUCAUCUAUUCCUUCUUCAGUACAGCAUUUUGUCACAUCGUCGUCGGUUCGUACUUCUUCUGUCAGGAGGUGCUUAAAAUCGACCAGACCCUCCUCACCCCUUACGGGUACGUACCGUUCAUAGGUAUCCUUGGCUCCAGCAUAGUAUCCACACUUGGGUACACUUCAAUUAUUUUCGUCAUAUUCGGUGAAAUAUUCCCAAUGAACAUAAAAGCUGUCGCCAUGAGCUCUAUUAGCAUCUACGGCGGUAUACUAGGUUUCAUCAUAGCUAAAGGCUACCAAGAGUUGAAAGACUUGGCGGGAUUGUGUGGAGUGUUCUGGAUCUUCGCCGUGAUCGCAAUCAUCGGCGCCGUGUUCACUAUAGGUUUUGUUCCUGAAACCAAAGGGAAGAGCUUGAGAGAAAUACAGAUUUUGUUGCAAGGUGAUAUUUACAAUGAGACUGAUGAUAAUUUAGGAGAAGUUGUCAGUAACGUUGACACCAGCAAGGAUACGGAGUUGCAAGAACUUCAUAUAAACGAAAAAAGUCGUUGACAGUAAAAUAUAAAUAUUUAGUAACAAUGUGUGCUCCGCAUUUGUUUUCUUCAUUGAUCUCUGUGCUCCAUAUUGUUAGUUUCAUAUAUUGUAUUUGAGAUCAAGUGAUUCAUUAAAAUAAGAGAUUUGAUAAUACAAUAGUAGAUUAUUAACCAAGGGGAUAAAGCAGUGUCUUCUGUCGCGGGUGACGAUUUAAAUCGAGAGCGUAACGAGGGUGUUAAAAACUUAAAUCACGAGCGAAGCGAGGGAUUUAAGACGAGUCCUGAGUGUAGCGAGAGAUUUAAGUUCACCCAAGACUAAGACAGCUUUAUCACCGAGGAAAAUACUAUACUUUUCGUACCAUUUGCGAAAAAAAUAACACAAUAAUAAUAUGAGAUAAGCAUUUAUUAAAAAUAAUGACAAUUAAAAGUAAAAGUUAACAUUCGAAACAUUGGUCCAAUUAAAUACGGCCUCGUCGGUUUUCGUAAUUUUAUUUAAUAAAUCAUAAGUGCACAAUAAAUGCGUAUUCCUUUUUCAAAAAGAUGUAUAAUGCUUUAUAUACAAACUCAAUGG